This is a messenger RNA of Macrobrachium nipponense, 1887 nucleotides long. It is a transcript of the gene Rpn5, whose product is annotated as 26S proteasome non-ATPase regulatory subunit 12-like. Lineage: Eukaryota; Metazoa; Arthropoda; Malacostraca; Decapoda; Palaemonidae. The transcript has 9 exons. Gene Ontology annotation, cellular component: proteasome regulatory particle, lid subcomplex; cytoplasm. The record is from RefSeq and is a predicted model, not a curated record. The coding region runs from base 159 to 1592 and encodes 477 amino acids.
UCAGUUAAAAUUUUACGACUAUAAUGAAAAUAAGUUCUUAUGAAGUCGAAGGUUGAUACACAUGUCGCUGACUUUGUUUACAUUUAUCGGCGAACUGCUGUUGUCAUCUCGCAUUCGUUCUAGUGGUUUGAGUCGAUUCAUAUCAAAAUAAGGCAGCCAUGUCUCCAGAAAAAUCUACUGAAAAGAAAGCUUCUGAGAAGAAGGUAGCUGAUAAUAAAUUGGAGGAAAACACUUUGUCAAAUGUAAUUACCGAUGGGGGCAGACUUGUUAAAAUGGAAGUAGACUACUCUACCACUUGUGAUGAGAAAAUUCCUGCUGCCAAACAGAUGGCCAAAGAUGGUCGAGUACAGGAAGCUGUGGAAAGUUUAAUGACGCUAGAAAAGCAAACCAGAACGGGAGCAGAUGCACACUCCACAAGCAGAGUGCUAGUUGCCAUUGUUGAAAUAUGUUUUGAUGCUGGGGAAUGGAAUUUGAUGAAUGAGAGUAUUGUUACGCUUACCAAAAAGCGUUCACAGAUAAAAAUGGCAGUCACAAAGAUGGUUCAACAGUGUUGUGAAUAUGUGGAUAAAACACCAGAUAAAGAAACGAAACUAAAACUCAUGGACACUCUUAGGACUAUAACAGCUGGGAAGAUAUACGUGGAAGUUGAAAGAGCAAGACUUACACACAAGUUGGCAAUGAUUAAAGAAACUGAAGGUGAUAUUCAAGAGGCAGCAAAUAUCCUUCAGGAGCUUCAAGUCGAAACAUUUGGCUCAAUGGAGCGUAAAGAAAAGGUGGAAAUGAUAUUGGAACAGAUGAGGCUUUGUUUAUUGAAGAAGGACUUUGUAAGAACACAAAUUAUAUCCAAGAAGAUCAGUACUAAGUUCUUCAGUUCAGAAUCUGUGGAUGAUCUGAAACUCAAGUUUUACAACUUAAUGAUAGAACUGGACAGUCAUGAGGGGUCAUUCUUGAGUAUUUGUCGUCAUUAUAGAGCCAUUUAUGAUUCUAAGAGUGUACAAGAUAAUGAAGAGGAGAAGAAGAGGAUACUUAAACAUGUGGUCUUGUAUAUUAUUCUGGCUCCUUAUGAUAAUGAACAAAGUGACCUGCUUCAUCGAAUCAAAGAUGAUAAAACUUUAGAAGAAAUUCCUCUGUACAAGGACUUGCUGCAGUUAUUUGUGACUGCUGAACUUAUUAAAUGGUCGAGGUUAUGCGAGGUUUAUGAAACUGAGUUGAGAUCCAGUGCUACUACUGUAUUCCCUAAUAAUGAGGAAGGAAACAGUCGUUGGACUAAACUAAAGAACAGAGUUGUCGAACAUAAUAUCCGAAUGAUGGCUAAGUAUUACACCAGGAUUUAUCUGAAAAGGAUGGCAGAACUCUUGGACCUUUCAGUCAAGGAAAGUGAAGAAUUUCUAUGCCAGUUAGUAGUGUCUGGAACUGUGACGGCCCGCAUGGAUAGAUUAGAGGGUGUAGUGAAUUUUGGUACCAAUCCUGAACACUCACAGCUCCUGAACAGCUGGUCAGACUCUUUGCAUCAUUUGAUGGCCCUUGUCAAUAAGACCACACAUCUCAUCAAUAAAGAAGAGAUGGUACACAAGCAUCUUCUAAAGGAAUAAUAGUUGGAAAGUUAUGAUUAGGUUUGCGGUGCAAGGUUGAUCUAUUAUGCUUGAAAAUUUUUUGUAAUAUUCCUAAGUCUUUUAGAUUCUAAGACAUCUUUAUAACAAUGAAGGAUGUGCUUAUUUAUUGUAAGAAGAUAGAAACAUUUAAUGUAUUUCUAAUAAAAGCUUAAUUCUUUUGUUUAUAGAUUUUGUAUGUAUUAAAUUUAAACCACCUAAUAUGGAUGAAUAUCUGUUCUUUAUUAGGAUGCUAGAUAUAUUGUUAUAUUUCAUAAUUAAAAGUUAUGAAAAAUAA